AAUUCGGUUUUAACCAAAUAUUUAAUUCAAGAAUCUUUUUAUUUUUCCAUUUGUCAAACAAAUAAAAUACAAGUAGAAGUACUGGUUACAAUUUGCUUGAAUGGUUGUACGUUGUGCUAUGACUAUUGUACUUCAGUUACUGGGCUGACUGUCAGGCGGAAAUUUGGUUAACCAGAGAGAUCCGAUGCGGAGGCAACCAUUUCUUCCGAUUUGUUAAUCCAAUUCUCAAGAAUUCCGCCAACCAUAUGGAUACGAAAACUACAGGGCUCGCCAAAUCGCACUCCCGUCCCCGGAGUUUCUUUGACGAUGACGACGAUGACGACGAGCACGAACUUCACUCCUUCGAUUUUCGCCCAAGUCGCUCCCACCAAUACGUCACUCUUGAUCCGACCAGAUUCAGAGACCGGAGUUCUAUAGCGGACACUGAUUCUCUCAAGGAUACUGGUGACAGAAUUGGGGCUUCAUUUGUUGCCGCAUUGAUUCAUGAGAUUGAUGGAAAGAUAAAGGAGCACAUGGAUACUCUUCUACACGCGGUGGGAGGACUAAAUGCUCGAGUAACUCAGAUGGAAACCAGAACUCGUCAGUUGGAGAACGCCGUGGAUGAGCUGAAGGACUCCGUUGAGUUCAACCACGGGAGGACAGAGGGGAAGCUUAGGGAUCUUCACAAUAUUCUAGAAGAGGUUCAAGGUGGUAUCUGUGAUUUGAGAGAUAAACAGGAGAUAGCAGAGGCUCAGCGACAGCUUGCUAAGCUUAAAGCAUCCCAGGUUGAGCAGCAAUCGGGAAAACAAAACAGUAGCAUUCAGACUGACUCAGGUGACAAAGUACCACCAUCUGUCCCGCAGCAAACUCAUCAGCCAUUUCCAAUUCCUGUGAAUCCACAACAGCCUUCUCCUCUACCUUCUGGCACCCUUCCAAACCUUUAUCAGAAUCUGCCAUCAGCACCUGCAGCAGCUCCACUGCUUCCUAACCAAUUGCCCCGAAGUAAACUUACGUCGCUUCCCCACCCUGAAUCUAACCAUCCACCAUCCACGUUGACUCCAGAGAUGACUUUUCCGAGAUAUCAAAUUCCAUCAACUCAGCAGAUGCAGCCACCAUUUCCUGAACUGCAUCAAUCACCAUCUCAACUUUCACCAAGUUUUUCAUCUCACCUGCCUCAACCGUGCCGACUUACUAGUAUGGUUAAUUCUCAACUCAACCCUCCAUUGGGCCAUCAACCGGAAGCUGUUUGUUAUUUGCCAUCUCAAAGUUUCUACAAAUCCUCUCAGCAACCUGGGAGGUCUCCACUAGCCCACCAUUUAUAUGCAGCUCCUGGCCACCACAUUCAAGAUCAACCCUCAGGUGGGCCUUACUCGGAGAUAAUAGCUGGAUAUUCACGACCGCCAGGGCAUUCUAUUGCAAACAAUGUUGGUCCUAUUGUUGCAUCUCCUUCUACCUAUUCUGAUUCCGCUACUAAACCCUCGCAACUCCCACCAUCUUCAUCAGGUAUCGGAAAUAAUUACUCACAAUUACCGACUGCCAAGAUAUUACCACUUGCUCUUCCAACUGCUGUUCCUGUGGAUGCUGUUUCUAGUACUGGUGAUAGUGGAAACAGGGUACCAAUCGAUGAUGUUGUUGAUAGAGUUGUUGCAAUGGGAUUCAGGAGAGAUUUGGUGAGAGCAACAGUAAGGAAAUUAACAGCGAAUGGGCAGUCAGUAGACUUUAAUGUAGUGCUGGAUAAACUGAUGAAUAGUGUAGACAAAUGAUAUUAGAAAUGCUAAGCCUCACGAGUGGAUGCUGUACUGUUUCCAGUGUUUAGAUUGAUUUAUUGUGUAUAGAAUAUGUAGAAAUAUAUGCAUCUACAUCACUUCAUCUUGAUUUCUCUGUAAAGCUACAUUGUAUUUGUGAAUGUUUGGUACUGCCCCCUCACUUGUCCACGCAACUUCCUGCUCCU
Messenger RNA from Rubroshorea leprosula, 1930 nucleotides. The record is from the annotation of a GenBank genome assembly. Lineage: Eukaryota; Viridiplantae; Streptophyta; Magnoliopsida; Malvales; Dipterocarpaceae.